AUGUUAACUGCAGAAGAAAUUGAUUUAGCAAAAGAAAUUAUAUUAGUGUUAAGGCCAAUGGAAGUGGCAACAAAAGAGCUGUGUGGCCAGAAAUAUGUAACAUGCAGCAAGGCCAUGCUAGAGAAUCUAAAUAUUAGAUUUGGUAGGAUGGAGGACAUUGGUUUGCUUACUGUGGCCACCAUAUUAGACCCGAGAUUCAAAACAAUUCACUUAAAUAACCCAAACGCUACUGCUAGGGCUAUUAAAUUUAUAAAAAAAAAAUUAGUGAAAUAA
This is a messenger RNA of Macrosiphum euphorbiae (potato aphid), 273 nucleotides long. The record is from the annotation of a GenBank genome assembly. NCBI's taxonomy places the organism in Eukaryota, Metazoa, Arthropoda, Insecta, Hemiptera, Aphididae.